AUGCCCACAGAGAAAGAAAGAACCGACUCGCCUGACAAGGAAUACAUUGCCUGGAUCGCUUGGGAGAUCGGCGCGAAAGAAAUAUACAACGAAAUGGUCAAUCACCUAGGCUCCAUGGGCUCCGGUGAUGGGAAAGGUAGCAUCCGGUGGCCAGAGACACCCGACCCUAUAGAGGAAUAUCUUGCCGAAGCGAGAAUUAUUGGCCUCAUCCGAACAAUGAUGACUGCAGAGUCCUUGACCACCAUUUGGGGAGAGCAAGGUUUCGAUGUUGCUCUUCUAUUCGAUCAGGAUGUAUCGAAACAUCCGGAUUAUUCAGGCAGUGCCACAGAAUUACGAAACACACUCUUGAGUGUGGAGGUCAAUUAUGAUGAGUUACAUGACCAUUGCAAUCCUUUUGAAGGAAUGAAGAGAAAGUUGGGAGACGAAUCUUACUUGGAACAUCUGGACCUUGUUUCAACGCAAGAGAAAUUGGACCAAUUUCAAGCGCGAGCUCAAAUAUCGGGAUGGAAGCCACAGUAG
Colletotrichum lupini is the source of this 519-nucleotide messenger RNA. RefSeq lists its product as uncharacterized. NCBI's taxonomy places the organism in Eukaryota, Fungi, Ascomycota, Sordariomycetes, Glomerellales, Glomerellaceae. The transcript has 2 exons. The record is from RefSeq and is a predicted model, not a curated record. Bases 1 to 519 code for a protein of 172 amino acids.